UGCUACCACGCAGACAACCUAACUGCUGUCUAGCGAGCUUGCUAACUACCAACGGAUCUCCCAGCUGAGAGGAAGCAACGGGAGGAAAUCAGGGCAGAUGAUGACCGCGAUUCAUAAUAAAAUGUGUUGGAGCCGGGCCCUUCACACUGGCUUGCUUCUGCUGCUCGUCCAGUUCCUUUGCCUAGAGGCAGUGCCCAUAAGUAUGGACAAGACAAAAGUCCAUGAGCCAGAGAAGAAAACCGAAGAGGCUCCAGCUAGUGUGGACACUGGACUCCACUAUGACCGUUACCUCAGGGAAGUCAUCGAUUUUCUAGAGAAAGAUCAGCAUUUCAGAGAAAAGCUCCACAAUACAGACAUGGAAGAUAUUAAGCUAGGUAAACUGGCCAAAGAGCUGGACUUUGUCAGCCACCAUGUCAGAACAAAGCUGGAUGAGUUGAAGAGGCAGGAGGUAAACCGACUUCGUACUUUGAUUAAGGCCAAGCAAGACCUCGAAGGAGGGAAUGAUAUAGCAGUUGACCACCAGGCUCUGCUGAAGCAGUUUGAGUACCUGAACCACAUGAACCCACAUACAUUUGAAGUGGAUGACCUGGACCGGCUCAUUAAAUCGGCCACUAAAGAUCUGGAAAACUAUGACAAAGAGAGACACGAGGAGUUCAAGAAGUAUGAAAUGACAAAAGAGCAUGACAGACAGGAACACCUGAAAACACUGGACGAAGACGAAAGGAAAAAAGAGGAGGAGCACUAUGAGGAGAUGAAGAAGAAGCAUGCUGACCAUCCUAAAGUCAACCACCCAGGUAGCCAAAAUCAACUGAAGGAGGUGUGGGAGGAAGGGGAUGGCUUGGACCCUGAAGAUUUUGACCCGAAGACCUUUUUCAAUCUGCAUGAUUCAAAUGGAGAUGGCUUUUUUGAUGAACAGGAACUGGAGGCAUUAUUCACCAAAGAGCUGGAAAAAAUCUAUGACCCAACAAAUGAGGAGGAUGAUAUGGUGGAGAUGGAGGAAGAGCGGCUACGUAUGAGAGAGCAUGUUAUGAAUGAGGUGGAUUCUAACAAAGACAGACUAGUUUCUUUAGAAGAGUUUCUUGUUGCUACUAAGAAAAAGGAGUUCUUGGAACCAGACAGCUGGGAGACCCUGGAGCAGAACCAGGCUUACACCGACGAGGAGAUGAGGGAAUUUGAGGAUCAUCUUGUGCAGCAGGAACAGGACCUCUACCAGAAAGCCGAUGACCUCCAGAAACAGAGAGACGAGCUGGAGAGACAGCAGGAGCAGCUUAAUGCUCAAAAAGUAGAGCUGCAACAGGCCGUGGAGCAUAUGGAAAAGCUGAAAUCCCAGAAAAUAGAACCCCCUCCAGAGAUUCAUGGAAAUGCUGUCCCGGAGAUGCAUGCGGUGGACAACCAGUUGCAUCAUGAACAAGAGGCCCACCCAGUGCAGGGGCAUGAACCUGAACCCCACCCAGUGCAGGGGCAUGAACCUGAACCCCACCCAGUGCAGGGGCAUGAACCUGAACCCCAAGUUCAACAACACACACCGCAGGAACACGAUGAACAACAUCAAGACGUGGCCCAGCACGAUCUGCCCCAGACACACCAGGAUGUGCCACCAGGCCACCAGGACGCUGCACACGACCAGCAUAACCUGCCAUAACUGUGCUGUCAGAACUUGAACCUCCACAAGCAGACUGCAGCAGCAACUCCACUCCAGCGGGUGGAGUGGCUCUGCUUUAGGACUCGUAAAACCAGCUUGACUUUGGGGGUUUGACUCGAAGAUGAGUAAGAACGGCACAAAGAAAUUCCUCCUGAAUGAUACCGGUUUGGUGAUAGCUGUAACCCUUUGGGUUACAUAACGGAAUUAAGAUAGAAUUAGUAAAAUUACCAACCAAGGAUGUGCAUCUUAAAAUGGGCAAAAAUUAGAUUUUCAAGGAAUGUUUCAUUACUUUCAAAAUUAUCAUAAUUGUUCGGUAACACAAUCAUACAAAAAAAGGUUUUUACUUUACUUUUUUUUUUGCUGUUAAAAGUAAAUAACAAUGCUACUGAUUCAACAACUUAGAUAUGUACAGUGCAGCUGUUUAAUACGAUAUGGUGUAAAAAGUGAUUUCAAUUAGUGACUGACAGCAAAUUGUGUUUCACUCAACUGCAUCAGAGAUUUUAGAAAGAUGAUUUUUAAAUGUCUUGCACUCUAUUAUAGCCUUCAAGAACCCAAAAGAGACACUAUACGUUUGAACCAAUAUGCAUUCAUUUGAGUUCUCAACCAAAACCAUUUGAUAAUGUAAUAAUAUACAUAUAUAAUGUAUUUUAUUUCCCCGAUCACAAAAUAGCGCUAAGCCCGACCGCUCAGUCCUUUUCAAGACCUACCAGCAUGUUUGAUUCUCUCUUCUUGUGGAAUCUGGCUGCUAUCAUUACCUGUCAACUGUUAGCCUACCGUUAUGUGUAGUCCAAUUUUUAGAGUUCUCUCAACUGUAGAAAAUGCGUCCUCUUCCUAAGAUGACAUCUGGUACGGUCAUACAGAAACGGGCCAUUUUUUGGCCAUAACAAAGCUGCACUCUGCUAACUUUGAUGUCAAAAUACAUAAAGGUGCUUGGUUCUUUAAGUAAAGACAGGUGUGGAACCACUCUCCCCGCUUCUCCUACUCCAUUACACCAAAAACUCCUGCAAUGCUUACACAGGGCAUUUAGGCUACCUGCAGGAAAUUAGACCUUUUGAAAUAGUUUGUUUUGCUACGCUUAAAAGUAGCAUUUACGAUCCGGUUUAUGUUUAUACGAGAGUUGAUCGUGUUUUCCAGUUCGGUUUUAAACAAAGUAUUUUUGUACUUUGGUGAACUAGUUAAUUUUAACAUACGAGAGAAAGUGCAACGUACUGAUUAGGUGAGUGUGGGAGAUUGGCGUCUGAUAUAUUACCACUUUGUUUUUAUUGCCUGAUUAAUAUUGUCAACAGUCCCAAACUCAUUUGACAAACGUGGCACAGCAUAUUUUCCUCACAAAGGACCAGUUUGCUGUAAUUGCUCAGCUGUAAUUGCUCAUGUAAUGUUGGGGUUUCUUCUAGCUGGCACAAUGUUGCCAUGGCGAUCACAUGUUUACCUAUUGGCCACUUUUUACUGAAGAAAGCUUAAUUUGCAUCCAAUUAAAUAACUGGUUACUUUCUUCAAAAUCCAGAUAUGGAACACACUUUUUAUCUUGUUUGCGGUGUAAGUUGUUUACUGUGUCCAAAGUGUUCCUUAUGGGUGAUCCAAUACUGCGUCAUAAUUUGCACCAAAUACAGAUUAUGUUAUCUGACCGCUUGCUGCUGGAUAAAAGUCAUUUUGGCAAUACUGUAUACCACCUCUGUUAAAGAUAAUAAAACAUGCAUCAGCGUUUA
Messenger RNA from Pungitius pungitius (ninespine stickleback), 3348 nucleotides. It is a transcript of the gene nucb2a, whose product is annotated as nucleobindin 2a. Lineage: Eukaryota; Metazoa; Chordata; Actinopteri; Perciformes; Gasterosteidae. Gene Ontology annotation, molecular function: calcium ion binding. Gene Ontology annotation, cellular component: extracellular exosome; endoplasmic reticulum-Golgi intermediate compartment. The record is from RefSeq and is a predicted model, not a curated record. The coding region runs from base 98 to 1642 and encodes 514 amino acids. The transcript has 13 exons.